GCCAACAUGGCCGCGAAGUCGGAUGGAGCGGCGGCCGCGGCCGGCCCGGGGCCGGAGGGGGCGGCCGGAGGAGCCCGGAGUGGUGCGGGCGGGCGCGGGGAGGCGGCGGCAGUGGCGGCCGGGAGCCCUGUAGUGACCGGGGCGGGGGGCUCGGGGCCGCGCUACGAGCUGCGGGACUGCUGCUGGGUGCUGUGCGCGCUGCUCGUGUUCUUCUCCGACGGCGCCACGGACCUGUGGCUGGCGGCCUCCUACUACCUGCAGGGUCAGCGCACCUACUUCGGCCUCACGUUGUUAUUCGUGCUCCUGCCCUCGCUGGUUGUGCAGCUGCUCAGCUUCCGCUGGUUCGUCUACGAUUACUCGGAACCCACGGGCGCCCCGGGACCCGCCGUCAGCACCAAGGACAGCGGGGCCGGCGGGCCCUCCAUCAGCACCAAGGACAGCGCCGCCGCCUUCCGGACCAAAGAAGGCAGCCCCCAGCUGGGUCCUGGGCCCGCGCCCUCCUCGGCCAGCGCCUACCGCCGCCGCUGCUGCCGCCUCUGCGUCUGGCUGCUGCAGACCCUCGUCCACCUCCUGCAGCUCGGCCAGGUCUGGAGGUACCUGCGCGCUAUGUACCUGGGGCUGCAGAGCCGCUGGCGCGGGGAGCGGCUGCGGCGCCACUUCUACUGGCGGAUGCUGUUCGAGAGCGCAGACGUGAGCAUGCUACGCCUGCUGGAGACCUUCCUGCGCAGCGCGCCGCAGCUCGUGCUGCAGCUCAGCCUCCUGGUGCACCGCGGCGGCGAGCCGGACCUGCUGCCCGCCCUGUCCACCUCUGCCUCACUCGUGUCCCUGGCCUGGACGCUGGCCUCCUACCAGAAGGUGCUGCGGGACUCCCGGGAUGACAAGCGGCCGCUCUCCUACAAGGGCGCUGUGGCCCAGGUGCUGUGGCACCUGUUCACCAUCGCAGCCCGCAGCCUGGCCUUCGCACUCUUCGCCAGCGUCUACAAGCUCUACUUCGGCAUCUUCAUCGUGGCCCACUGGUGCGUCAUGACCUUCUGGGUCAUCCAGGGCGAGACGGACUUCUGCAUGUCCAAGUGGGAAGAGAUCAUCUACAACAUGGUGGUGGGCAUCAUCUACAUCUUCUGCUGGUUCAAUGUCAAGGAGGGCCGCAGCCGCCGCCGCAUGACCCUCUACUAUUGCAUUGUGCUGCUGGAGAAUGCCGCACUCACGGGCUUCUGGUACUCCAGCCGCAACUUCUCCACUGACUUCCACUCGCUCAUCCUAGUCUGCGUGGUGGCCUCCAGCUUCGCACUGGGCAUCUUCUUCAUGUGUGUGUACUACUGCCUCCUGCACCCCAAUGGGCCCAUGCUGGGUCCCCAGAUGCCUGGCUGCAUCUGCCCGGAGACCCCAGGACCCUGUGGCCCCCCACCUGACGCUGUCACAAGUCCCCCAAGGUCCCUGCCGAGGACUACAGGUGCCGAGAGGGAUGGGGUCUCCGUGGGGGGCGAGCGUGCGGGAACCCCCACGCCACCUGUCUUCCAGGUGCGGCCUGGCUUGCCUCCCACCCCAGUGGCUCGUCCUUUGCGGACAGAAGGGCCUGUCAUUCGGAUUGACCUGCCCCGGAAGAAGUACCCUGCCUGGGAUGCUCAUUUUAUUGACCGCCGGCUCCGGAAGACCAUUCUGGCACUGGAGUACUCCUCUCCUGCCACGCCUCGGUUACAGUACCGGAGCGUGGGGACCUCCCAGGAGCUGCUGGAGUAUGAGACCACGGUGUAGGCCACAGUGUCCUCUACCAAGAGGGACAGGCUUGGCUGACCCCACAUCAACCACAGUGUUGAGCCCGGAAUGUCGGGGCCACCCAGCUAAAGGGGUGCAGAUCCAUUGGUCCAAGGGUAGAGUGGCCCACCCCUGGGUACUUUCAGGGGAGGGGACAGCCUUGUGGAGGCCUCAGCCCUAGGCCCUGUUUUCAGCCCUGUGGCCCAUUUCCUAAACUCCCCUGAUCUAGGGCCCAGGGCACCAACUGGUGCUACAGUCCUCAAUAGCUGCCCCACUUUCAUGAAGGCCUCCAUACCACAUCUGGUGCCAGGGACACCCCACACUCUCCCCUGCCUGGAGUCACCCACAUGUCGCUCCCAGUGGACCUGCCAGAGACAGGGAACUGCCUGGGGCCCAUGACCUAGACGCUGUGCUCCUCAGGGGGCGUGGGGGGUGGGCUGCUUUUCUGGGGAGAGGAGAUCUCUGAGAAGGAUGGAGGAGGCCGUGGAAGAUGUAAGGGAGGUGGGGGCAUCUGGUGGACCAGGUUGGUACAGUUCCUGCGAGCUCCGAGGGCCGGAUCCUGGGCAGGAAGGGAAUGAAAGGUGGGAGUUGGGGCGGGUGGGGAGUUGGGGUGGGAGCGGACAGUGCUGUAGCUGGAGAGGAGGAAGAACCCUGAGGCAACUGAGGGGUCAAGGCCAACAGAGGCACAAAGGGAUUAGCAGGUCUGGGGGAGGGGUACCCUCAAUCCACCGCACAGAGAAUGUUCCCAAAGUGAACUCCUCAGGAGACACCCUUUGUUGUGGGCUCUAAUAUGAAUGAGGUUCCGGACACCUCAGGUGAAAUGUUUCCAGGAGCCAUCCUUUGUUCUAGAUGAGAAUCUAGAACAUUCCUUCUAGAUAAAGGUCUUGAAUACAACAGAUAAAAUGUCUAGGAAGCCACUCUGGGCUCAAUUAUACAUGAGGUUCUAGCACAUUUGACAGAGAAACUGUUCCAGAGAGACAUUCUUAACUUUGGAUUAAGUUUUGGAACACUUGGCUGGUAAAAUGUCCUAGGGAGUCCCUCUGAUCUGGAUUCUGUGAUGAAGGUGAAGGCCCUGGAGCCCCACUAUUCUGUUCUGGGAGGUUCUAGCUCCUGCCAUGGGGGUGGGGAAGGGGGCUUUAGAGCCCCAUGUAAGUGGAGUGGUCUAGAAAUGGGUACUCCAGUUCUAGAUUUCUCAGAUAUGCCCCAUCCACCUUGGUCCACAGCUAUCAUCCCCAGAGGAAAUUGUCAUCCUAACCCUUGAGACAUUUCAACUGCCAACUAGUUUCCAGCUGAAAAAAAUUAACUCUGGGGACAUGACAUACAUCUUGGCUCUCAGCCACUGUGCAGAUGCAGCUCUCUGGGAUAGCAGCUGGAAAACUGGCUUGUUUCGCCUCCGAUCCGACAAAUCCCUAGGACCAGUAGUCUAUUCCCGAACAUCGUGGAGUGCCCAUGGGACCACUUACCCAUGGCCCCUCCUAUCUGGGACAGUGAGUCCUGGGUCUGGCGGCGGUGGGGAGGUUAGGAGGAGAGAAGCAGUUGCCUCUGUGGGGUGAGGGGACAGAGCCUGUAAAGAGAACUUGGAACCACCCACCAUGUCCCUAUUACCCCACUCAUGCCAACCAAGUUGCAUUCACUACAAGGACACAGCGGGUAGUAUUAAGGACUGCUGCAGACCUCUGCUGGGGGUGAGGAGCCCCAUGAGAAUCCUAGACUAUGCAAAUUAGAGAGGCACUUUGCCCUUUCUGGUUCAGCCUCCCUUGGGUGACAGAUAGGAACACUGAGGCCCAGCGUGGCUGCUAGUCUCAUGGGUCCCAGAAUCCUGUUGUCCCAUCAGAUAGUAAUGGGUGAUAGUGAAUUAAUUGAGAAUACAAGGUGCCGGGCGACCCAAUAGGCAGAGAGGCCAAGACUGCCCACAUACACACACACACAUACACACAAGGACACAUCACACCCGUGACACAAGUAACCUCACCCCCUGCCACACAGGCGACUGCAUAGACAUUCAUGUGGGCCCCGAUGGUGCGUGUGUCCCUUCCGCCAACACACAAAGAAUGCUUUUAUUGCUUUCUUCCUUCUACUUCCCCAAUCCCUAAGAAGCCUCAGAAACCAGGCCUAAGGGAAUGGGUGGCGGAGAAGGUCCGGGGUGACCUAGACUUCCUCUGGUGAGUUCACCCAGCCACUUUGUCUUCUGUUCAAGUCUGUCUCCAGAGACUGAAUUCCAUGGCCCGUUAGGCGUUAAAGCCCUUCGAGAUGUGACAACAGUGGGGAAGUGGACUGAGGUCUGGCUGACAGCUUCUCCCCUAAACUCGGUCCUGCUUGUGACAGCUCUACAAGAGAGCUCUGAGCAAUCCGGCUAACAGAGGAGGAAACAGGCUCAGAGAAGUGACAUGAGGGUCAGCCUGGGCAAAUUUUACUCCCCAGCAUCCUCAAAUGGCCCAUCUGGCUGCACCAUUAGCCAGCAUCCUAGAAGGAAAAGUUAGAAAUACCCUCUCUGGGAGUUGGGAGUCCUCACAGCUCCAGAAGGCACCAGAGAACCAGGAUAUAGGAAUGAGCCAGCAGUGCUAAAAUGUGGUACAAGGUUCUCAGAGGAACCAGGGCCACAUUUUUGACCUCCCUCCAUCCCCACCUUCUGUAUUUCUCUCCCACAAAACCCACCUUCAGGGCCUCUGUCCCUUCUGGGGACAACCGAGCCCUAGAAAUGGCCACAGUCAAGGGCCCUCAGAGAGGCCACAGACACCUUCUCCUGCUUUUCACUCCCAGGAAAGAGCUUAGCCUCCAAGGACCACCACCCUCCCACCACCCCUAUAUGGCCAGGAGCGUCAGGACUCCAUCCGUUCCUGUCCUUUUAGUCUGCUGGCCUGUCCCCCAUUUCAUCUGGUCCCUGUCAAUCCUUUUGUUUCACUGGGCUAGAGGAGUCAGAGUGGAGAAGGGGCACCAUCUCAUUCAUGGUUCUUUUUUUUUUUUUUUUUUUUCCUGUGACACAAUCUACCUCAGCCAAUCCCUCUCCUCCCUACCAGAAUUGGACCCCUUGGGUCCCUGCCUCCUGCUCUCCCAUUCUCUGUCCUGCACCCCAGCCUGGCUACUUAAUCCUUCCCAGAAUACCUACAGAGUCCUUGCAGUGAGAGAAUAUUCCAGACCCUUGAGGUCCCCUAAGCUACCUACCCUCCCCAUCUAUUAUAGAGGAGAAACGGAGGCCCAGAGAGAGCCAGGGACUUGGCCAAGAUCACAAAGAAAGUCAGUGGGAGAGUUACGCUGAGCAGUAGUUAGGUCCGUUUUAAUUUUGCCAGGAAGAAAACAGGACACUGAGUACAAAUUUGCCCUCGCUGUCUCUACCCGCAGGGGACAUUUCCCCCAUUUUCAGGGUGGACUUCUGUCUCCCAGUUUUCUUGAACUGAUCCCCCAGCUUGUUGACUGUGCUCCCCAAACCUCUCCAGGCACCACACACCCCUCAUCACACCUCCAUGCACUGAUAAACCAUGUGCCUUGUAACUGUCACCCCGACUGGACAGCACAGACCUCCACCCCUCCCAGCAGGGGCUCCCCAACAAGGAAGGCUUUCUUGGUCCCCUCCUCUCAUCUGUCCCAUCCUGGUGACUCCCCCCAAAUCUGCCUUACCCCCAGCCAUCUCCCUGCCCCUCUGAGUCCCACAGAGGUGUGUCACCAUAAGAGUCAGGGAAAGCAGAGGCCAGAGAGGGCGAGACCUGGUGAGGGCCAACGGGCUGGAAGUACUAGGGAAGAUUUUACCUUGCAGCCCAAGGCCCUUCUCAGGGCUAAAGUCCCUCAGGGCCUGGAAUUCACUUGGGCUUGGAGUUCACAGAAACCUUAGGUAGUGAGGAGGUUUUCCUAGACAGGGGUGUAUGGGUUUCAAGUUCAAAUGCCUUCAGGUAAUGAAAAUGAAGGAAGAACAAGCGAUAUGCCAUAGGGUGAGGACUCUGGAAAACAGGGCAGUGCCUGCCCGUACCGAUAGGACCUAAAACUGACAUUUUUGAAGAACGCUGUGCUGGCCAAACUAAUCUCAGAUUUGGCCCACGGGCCACCAGUUUGAAAUCUCUGGUUCAAAAUAUUGAGAAGUUUCUAGGAAACCGCGCAGAGUCUGAUACCCCCUCUGGGGAACUCAAGGACAGAGACCCUGGCUCCCUCUGAGAAUUUUUAAAUUCCCCACCAACUGACCCCCUGAGAGCUGUCCGUCCUUUCCCCUUCCCCUGAGAAGUGGAAAGGGGAGGCAAAGCCCUUGUGGAAAGCCCUGGGCCUUCACAGGGUCCCUGCCUGGGGAAACAUCAUCUGAUAAGGCCUAGAGGCCCCUCCAUGCAUGAAGGGAGCAAUUUAGAAGCCGGGGUCUUCUCCAGAGUUGUGGCCCCCAGUCAGGAGGAACCUGCGGUGUGUGAAGGAGGAGUCCAGGGAGGGGAUAAGGAAAGAUGCCCCCAUCACAUGCUGGCCCCUGUCACCCUUUGGCACUUGUCUCCCUCCCACAUAAGCUGGAGGUAGGGCCUGCAGGAGGAGGAACCACAAAUUUCCAUAUUGGUAUGCUUUUGAGGUCUCAUUGAAAGGGACUGGAUGAGUACCAAGCCACCAGGGCAGCAGCGGGCAUGGUGACUGAGCCCCUUCUCCCUAACAAGACCCUGGGCCUGGGGUGGGGCCAAGGGACUAUAACAUGCCAUUCUGGGUGGGGAGGGGCUAGGACAUUCCUGGGUCAAGGGGAAGAAGAGCAGGAAAUAGUUGAAGUGGGAAAGGAACACCCCUUUCAGGAAUGGCCUGGUUCCUGGAGGCAGAAAACUCCCCAGUGGGGGGAAGGCUGGUCCUCUAACGCCUGGCCCCAUCCACCCUUCCCUCAUCAUAGCAAGGUAGGCGCUGCCCUCUCCCCAGCAAUCCUGGCCUUUUUUCUAUGCACAAUCAUUGUUAAGGGCACCCGCAGGCCAGGCAGAAGCAGGGGAGGCCCUUGGAGCGUAGCCUGAGA
Molecule: messenger RNA, 6706 nt
Organism: Mustela erminea (ermine)
Lineage: Eukaryota; Metazoa; Chordata; Mammalia; Carnivora; Mustelidae
Gene: XKR7
Product: XK related 7
Exons: 3
Coding region: 7-1752 (581 amino acids)
Biological process (GO): phosphatidylserine exposure on apoptotic cell surface; engulfment of apoptotic cell; apoptotic process involved in development
Cellular component (GO): plasma membrane
Source: RefSeq, a predicted model, not a curated record